GUGUUAAUUGAGUUGAAAUUGGGGUCCGUGACACCACGCCUAGUUAAAUGAUAAGACUUGUUUCUGCCGAUCCCUUGUCGGAGAGUGGCUAAGAAGGUUAGGCUCCAUCUUCGGGAGGAAUUCUGAUGGGGGCGUUCCUAGAAGACAUCUCCUUCAUAAUAAGAGUGUUCGGCAUCACGAAGGAGUAGAUGUUUUCUCCGGAUAAUUAAAGAUAUCCAGCCAUGGGGUGUUCUCAGGUUCUCUCUGGAGCAGCUUUAACCAUCCCGAAUUGUAACCUUCGUGAGGGUUCGAAGAUGCCUGGUGCCACUGUAAUUGGGACUCCUGCCAUUAAUUUUAAGGUUUCUUCUCGACCCAGAUGGUUUCUUCAAGGGCUCUUCCGUUUUCCUCCGGUUCGGUGUUCGCAGUCCUCAAAUCGGCAAAGCGGUGAAGAAGAUGAGGCGAAAGCACGAGUUGAGGACCUUCGAGUUCCAGAACAGUGGUCGGAUCCUUCCAAAGCUUUGGAGGAAUCAGAGUGGUUACGAGUAACUCUGCAUAAAUGGUUGGAUGAUGAGUACUGCCCGGAGGCAACAAAUGUAGAAAUCAGCAAGGUUGCUGCCUGCUCAUACCACAAAUCUUUGGUGGAGAAACAGACCGACCUGGGUGUCAUUUUGUUAAAGAUGGCCAGGGAAUUGGAAUCCAUCUCCUAUCAAGAUAGUUUUCAUGGAGCAUUCUCAUCAGCAAAUGCAGCUGUGGAUUUGAUUGCCCAACGGAUAGAGCAGGAUUGAUCACUUGCUGGGAUUGAAGGUUUGGGAGUAUCUACAUAUUAGCCAAUCGCUAUCUGUAUUUUUAUUUUUAUUGUUUUUGUAAAAAAAUAGUCGCAAUCACAAUUAUGUGAUAGUAUUGUUCCUAUCAACUUGUCCACGGAAUAGGAAUUUUAUUUUCCAUGAUUUUAUUAUGGCUGUAAAUGGAUUUCCAAGAGUAUCAUCAUUGCCAUUUGGCUCAGAGCAGUCACAUUUACUGCUGUAUUGCGUU
Messenger RNA from Malania oleifera, 1011 nucleotides. RefSeq lists its product as uncharacterized. The transcript has 2 exons. The record is from RefSeq and is a predicted model, not a curated record. Lineage: Eukaryota; Viridiplantae; Streptophyta; Magnoliopsida; Santalales; Ximeniaceae. The coding region runs from base 222 to 764 and encodes 180 amino acids.